AUGCCCAACGACGCAGACAUGCCUGGGCAAGACAAUUCGGAGGAGUCCCAGGGAGUCGACGUGCUGCCAGACGUCACAGAUGAGGAAGUCGAAAAGAUGAAGCUCGACGAAUACAGUAAGGAUGGAAACGAAGAUCACUCAAAGGCCUCGGGGAAGGAUGGGAAAAAUGGAGAUGUCCGCUCGAAGGGGUCGUCCACCGACGGGCUCCCUCCCGCUACUGGAAAAAACAAGGAGUUUUUCAAUUCCAUUUCUUCGAAGGAAGGCAAGAAAAAGCAGGAUGAUGCUUCCAGCCGUCAGGGCUAA
Molecule: messenger RNA, 303 nt
Organism: Verticillium dahliae VdLs.17
Lineage: Eukaryota; Fungi; Ascomycota; Sordariomycetes; Glomerellales; Plectosphaerellaceae
Exons: 3
Coding region: 1-303 (100 amino acids)
Source: RefSeq, a predicted model, not a curated record